CUGGGGGAAUUGAGGAGAGAAUGAAAACAGUGCCGCUGCUGUUGGGAAAAAAGGGAGGGAGAAAAAAACGUUAUUAAAGGACUUGAACCUGGGAUUUGUUCGUAGACAAAUGGUCUUCGUUUAAAAUGAACAUUGAGGAAUAUUGGUGGACAUAAUUGAGUUUAAUUGCGUACAAUCUAUCAAUGUCAGCGAUUAAAAGGAUAAUAUAUGCAAUCGAUUUGGAUUUUUGAGUGUAGCUUCGAUUAGUUCUUCUACCUUAUCAGUCAUGCAGUUAGAAUUACGAACAUUGAUGUUUGGAAUUGUAACCGUGCUGGUAUUAUUUCUGAUCAUUGCUGAUAUUGCUGAAGUCGAGAAAGAAAUUGCAAAUGUAGCAGUGAAGGCCAAUCCUAAACCUUUAGUCAGUGAAGGGGAGGACAAGAGCCCUGCUUCUCCUUCAUACUCGAAUAAUACCACCAAGCUCUCUACAGAUAACUGGAUGUUCAACAGGACCCUCUCCAAUCUCAUCAGGAAGAACAUCCUGAGGUUUUUCGACCCAGAGAGGGACAUCUCUAUUCUGAAGGGCACAUUGAAACCUGGAGAUGUCAUCCACUACAUCUUUGAUCGUCAGAGCACUACCAAUAUCUCAGAAAACCUAUACCAGUUGCUGCCCACUGCAUCCCCCAUGAAGAACCAGCACCACAGGCACUGUGCCAUCAUAGGGAACUCUGGGAUCCUACUCAACAGCAGCUGUGGGCCAGAGAUAGACUCCUAUGACUUUGUUAUCAGAUGUAACCUGGCGCCAGUGGAGGAGUAUGCUGGGGAUGUGGGCCGGCGCACCAACCUUGUGACCAUGAACCCAUCUGUGGUGCAGCGGGCCUUCCAGGACCUGGCCAGUGAGGAGUGGAGGGAGCGCUUCCUGCAGCGGCUCCGGAGCCUCAGCGGCAGCGUACUGUGGAUCCCAGCCUUCAUGGCCAAGGGAGGAGAGGAGAGGGUAGAGUGGGCCAUCCGUCUCAUCCUGCUGCACACGGUUGAUGUGCACACCGCCUUCCCCUCACUGCGCCUUCUCCAUGCUGUCAGAGGGUAUUGGCUGACCAACAACGUCCAGAUAAAGAGACCCACCACUGGUCUACUGAUGUACACCAUGGCCACUCGCUUCUGUGAGGAGAUCCACCUGUACGGUUUCUGGCCUUUCCCUCAGGAUUCACAGGGGAAACCAGUGAAGUACCAUUACUAUGACACUCUGACCUACGAGUACACGUCCCAUGCCAGUCCACACACUAUGCCACUGGAGUUCAGGACCCUGAGUUCACUCCACAGACAGGGGGCGCUGCGUCUCCACACUGGCUCUUGUGAUGUAGGAACAUAAUCUAAAAACACAGCAAGGAAUGUACUGUAUGUCUCCAUCAAUGACCCUUACGCUUUUGGGAAAAUACCUCCUGCUUAGUUGAUGUCUGUCAGACACGGACAUCUCAGAGGAAAUACUUCCUGUAUUAAACUGUAGGACAUUUUUAUGUAGCUGUGACUUUAGUUGAAUGACCGUAUGCAGGAUACUGCAUGUCUUAUUUGGGCUCAUGUUGUCCUUCAAGAGACAUGAGCACUGAAGAGUUUUUAACAUUUCUACAGUAACCUGUGAAAAUUUUACCUAAAACGGACACUUUUUAAUUUGUUAAAAAAUAACUAAUUUAUGUUGGUAAAUGCUUUUUUUCAACAAGAAUAACUUUUCUAUUUACAUUUAAUGUGUCAUAUAAAAUGUAUAUAAUUACAACAUUUAUAAACUUUUUAUUGAUAUUUUGAUAAUUAUUCCUUUGAAUUAUAUGAUAAAUCUACUUCAUCACUACUGUUGGAGACAUAUCAGACAGAUCAAAGGCAGGAGCACCAGCCUGCAUAGCACUGAUUGAGCCACAAGAUGGAAGCACUUCUUCAUAAGGAAACUAUAAAUAGUAGUACAUUUAGUUUUCCACAUUUAGUUUAUUAGUGAACAUGGGUUCAACUACAUACUACUGUGUGAUGUUUGAGUUUAUUUUAUUUUUACAGGGACAGUGCACAUUAAUCAACGUUUCAGUAGAAGUGCCGGUUUUAGCCAUCCGGCUAAUUUUCAACCGCAGUCCCUGGGCAGUUUUGUUAGCUCUCACCUUAAAUUGGGAAUUGUAUUUAAUGAGUAGCCUAAUAGUGUAGGCCUAGUUUCUUAUUUUUGCCUUAACUUCUUC
Molecule: messenger RNA, 2186 nt
Organism: Oncorhynchus mykiss (rainbow trout)
Lineage: Eukaryota; Metazoa; Chordata; Actinopteri; Salmoniformes; Salmonidae
Source: RefSeq, a predicted model, not a curated record